AUGUCCCUGGCCACCGUCACUCUGGCGCAGAACAAAGCGGCUGAAGUCAAGGCAACUCUGGCGCAGAACCAAGCCAAAAUCCGAAGUUGCCAACAGCAAGCCCGCCGACAGGCAAAGUCUUUGCUCCAGGGUGGCCUAUCUUGCGCUGCCGUGAGGCGAGUUCUUGCAGUAUAUGCUGUAUCAGAAUGGGAUUUGGGUUUGGCAGUGCAGGCAGCACAGCGGCUAUCCUCUUUGGCUACAUCUGAUGCAAGAUUUCCCACGUCAGAGUCUGUGCGGACACUCUUCACAGAGCAUGACCUGGACGAUUUGCUGCAGGUAUUUGAUGAUGGCCAUGCACUUUGGGUACCUGCGCGGAAGUUUGCUUCUCAAUGGGCUGUGCGGAGAGGGCGCCUGCGGGCAACUGAUGCUGUGGAUCCCGACCUUCUUCGCCAGAAGGUGGCAUCUUUCUGGAGAUCAGCUUCCUACUUGGCCAACAAAUUCUCCCACCAGGACAUUGUUUGGAUCAAUGUGGAUGAGACAUGCGUUACUUGCUCGCCGGCAUGUCCAACAGGAUGUGUGGUGGGUGCCCAUUGCUGGAAGACUCCCCCUGCCAAUGCUCAUAUGAGGGUGAAGAAAGACACAUCCAGGAAGACGUUCACUUAUGUGGCCAUGAUCGCUAGCCGUCCUUGUAUUCAAGCAGCCUUGCCCCAUUUCUUGGUUUGCAGUGAAAGCCGGAUGCCCAAGCUUGUUGCCAGAGCCUUCAAGGCAUUGCCGCCAUCCAGAUUGCAACUGCUUCGUGGUAAGUCUUCGUGGGUGACGGCCGAGACCUUUGUGACAAUUCUGACUGAAUUGCAAAAAGCCUUGCAACCUUGGCUCCCUGCUGUGAAGCCUAUCUUGCUUUUGGAUUGCGCCUGCCCCCACUUGCCGAAAAAAGUGCUGUCUUUUGCACAGAAGAAAGGGCUGCAGCUUCUCUUUGUGCCAUCCUGUGGCACUAGCUUGUUGCAACCCUUAGACAUUUUUGCUUUUGCAGCAUUCAAAAUUUAUCUACGGCGUAAAUACCAAGAGCACAGAAGAACAGCGCUGGAUGGUCACCCUGACCUGCUUGCUUGGGUUUGGCAGCUGGGCCAAGCAGGUCAAGAUUUUUUUGGAAAAAGGAAAUGGGCCCACGCCUUUGCAGGUGUCGGGUGCGGGGGAGAUGUUUCACAGCUACAUUCCUCACUGAAAAAUUUCAUGGGGAAUCCAGUGUCCUUUCCGCUUCCUGCCAAACCGACAGAUGCAGAACUUGCUCUCAUUUGGCCUAAAAGGCGCAAAAUGAGUUAUGCUGCUGCCUAUCUCUUCUGA
Messenger RNA from Cladocopium goreaui, 1320 nucleotides. Lineage: Eukaryota; Dinophyceae; Suessiales; Symbiodiniaceae. The record is from the annotation of a GenBank genome assembly.